UCCGAGCGCCUGCGCGCAAGGUAGAAUUUGGUUUCUUUCAAGGUGCAGUACCUCCUCCAGGAAGCUUAGUGCCUCAUGGUACCUACCUAAGGGAUAUCUAGCAUUCCUUGUUCCUGGACGCAUUAUUCCCACUUCAAUUGGCUGGUUGGUGGAGCCUCACGAUAAGAAUCUGGCGCUCCGAUAAGACCACGUGCCCCACCAACGACAGCCAACCCACAGAAAACUCUUUGGGCGGCCUAUUGGGCUGUCUCCUUCUGGCUCGUCCAAGUCGCGACAAUUUUUUUUAGUAUCCUCCAUCGCCAAUUCCCCGGCCAUUGAACUGUCCGACCGCCCUCCUGACACUGGCACAUGUCCGGCUCGAACCAGGCCCCUCCCGCGUGGCUCUUUUCUAACAAUCUCCUAAACCCCGUUCAACCCUCCAGCUCGGUCGCCGACACCGCAGACUCCACCACCAUGGGCAGCAAAAAGGCCGACAAGGCCAAGGCCAAGGCCUCCUCCAAGAGCGCUUCCGCCUCGAGCCCGCCCCCCGGCGAGCUGAUGGACCUGGUCGAGACAUUCCUCUCCGAACACUCCUUCACCGGCGCCCACGACGCCUUCAAGAAGCAGCGCGAGAAGAAGGGCUGGAAGCCCACCGACUCCAAGGACGCCGCCAACACCUCGCUCGUUGGCGUCUUCCAGACCUGGGAAGCUUCCGGCAAGACCAAGGCCGCCGCCAAGGACUCUGACAGCUCGGAUGACAGCGACUCGAGCGAUGACUCGAGCGACGAGGACGUCGAGGACGUCGACAUGAAGGACGCCGCCUCGGCCAAGUCCUCCUCCUCAUCCAGCUCAUCUAGCUCCGAUAGCAGCGAUAGCGAAGACGAGGCUGCCCCCGCGCCCAAGGUCGAGAAGAAGGCCGCCAAGAACCUGAAGCGCAAGGCGCCCGUCGAGGACAGCUCUUCCGACUCGUCGUCUUCGUCCGAUUCCAGCUCGUCCGACUCCGAUUCGGACGACAAGCCCCAAGCCAAGAAGCAAAAGAGGGCCGCCAAGGCCGACAGCUCUGAUUCCGACUCGUCCAGCUCCUCUUCCAGCGAUUCUAGCGACAGCAACGAUUCCGACUCGGAUGCUAGCGAGAAGGACGACUCUUCCGACAGUGACUCGGACAGCUCUAGCUCCAGCUCUGACUCUGACUCCGACUCUGAUUCUGACUCUGAUUCGGACAGCGACGCUGAUGUGAAGACGGCCGCCCAGGUCCCUCUCCCCGGCUCCGACAGCUCAUCCGACUCUGACUCUUCCUCCGACUCUUCUUCGGACUCGGACUCCUCUGAUGACGAGAAGCCGUCCAAGAAGGACAAGAGCGCCAACGACUCCGACUCCUCCGUCACCCUGGACAAGACCUCGCCCGAGUUCCAGCAGAACACCUCCAACCCGCCCCUGCCCCCGGACCCCGCCACCACCAAGGCCGGCCGCAAGGUGCAGAACGAGCCCUUCUCCCGCAUCCCCAAGAACAUCCAGGUCGACCCGCGCUUCGCCUCCAACCAAUACGUGUCCAUCGAUUACUCCCAGCGCGCCCACGAGGACCUCAUCGUCACCAAGGGCAAGGGCUUUACCAAGGAGAAGAACAAGAAGAAGCGUGGCAGCUACCGCGGAGGCAUGAUUGACAUCAGCGAUAAGAAGGGCAUCUACUUCGAUGACUAAAUGUAGACGGGUCCAGCAACGGAGUACAAAAUGGGGGAACAUUGUGUCUAUAGACAGCCGGCGUUUCGAACGGCGAUUCGUUGACGCGCCAAGGCAUUGCAUACCAUGGUCAAUUUAAUGUUACAUUGUAUGAGUACGUUCAUCCGUGUUGUGCAUCAUCUAAGAAUGCGCUUGUUUUCUAUUUCCUCCAACUGUAACG
Ilyonectria robusta is the source of this 1876-nucleotide messenger RNA. RefSeq names its product SRP40, C-terminal domain-containing protein. Lineage: Eukaryota; Fungi; Ascomycota; Sordariomycetes; Hypocreales; Nectriaceae. The record is from RefSeq and is a predicted model, not a curated record. Gene Ontology annotation, cellular component: nucleoplasm; nucleolus. The transcript has a single exon. The coding region runs from base 349 to 1677 and encodes 442 amino acids.